CGGAAUGAUGAAAGGAUGAAAUUCUCUUCCUUUGGCUUUGCGAAUUAAAUUUAUCUUUUUGAUUUUUGGUGAAAUACCUAGGCAUAUGAGGUAAUGUAUUGGGAUUUUGGGGGGCCAUGCAUCAACUUCGCCCUCGCACAGCUAUAAAUCGGACUCUUCCUUUCAUUCUCUCCGCAUCGCAGCGACUCCCCAAUCCUUCUUACACGUAAAAAACAAGUUGGAAAAUCGCUUUUGCUUGGCUCCUCCAACAUGCGUGUUCGCUCUUACAUUACUUGGUUCGAUGAGGUCGAGUUCAUCGGACGAGAGAUUACCUUUACUGAGCCGUUUCCCUCGACCUGGAGGCUUGAGCAGAAGCUGAGAGAGCAUGAACGUUUUGCGUCUGAGGACGAUGUUAAGUCGGGUCUAGACUGUGAAGCUCAGGCCGUCUUUGUCUGUUCAAGGGUGGCGGGGCAGGUUCCGCAAGAAGCCAUUGUGAAAAUCCGGUUGCAGAUCCCUUGGAUCGGUACCGUAAACGAACCGCCUCACACACGAGCCAAACAAGCCAAGUCUGAUUGGACCUUCUUUGCGAAAAGGGAACUUGAAGCGCUGUCGAUUCUCAAACACAACAACUGUUCUUCAUCGCCGGCCUUGCUGGGCUGGAAAAGGGAGGAGCAAGAUGCCCACAUGUGGGUUCCUGGCGGAUACAUGCUUUGUAUCUUGAUGGAACGGCUUCGGGGGGUAAAUCCUGAACCUUAUUAUUGGGGAUGCAAAAUGGAUCGUGAGGAGCGCGACGAGCUGCGAGCGGCGUUCAAAAAGGCCUAUCUGGAAUGCGUUGCCUGUGGGGUUGUGCACGGGGAUUGCGCCAUUCGGAACCUUGUUUGGGACCGCGAACUCCAGAAAUGCUACCUAGUGGACUUUGAGAUAUUUUACCGGCCAUCGAAGAGACUGGGGAAAUGGCAGGACAUUGACUAUAUCGAGUGGAACCUGGCAGAGUGCUCAGAUGGAGAUCUUCAUGAUAUGUCUACAUGGAAACUAUGAAACAUCACGACUGAUACUGGCGGAUGGGACAAGGGAACAAUUGGCAGGGAAAAUGUUCACCACCGGACGGAGUCCACGGAGUUAUUAACGAAACUUUAUGCCAUCAAUCUAUACAUCCAGGAACACAUGUCAUCAUUUGGAGCUGUGCUAGAUUUUGGUUCUCUCUCUCUGUCUCUCUGUUCUUUCCUGUUUUUUUUUUCUUAUCAAUGUAAUAGAAGGGACGGGUCGGACGACUAUUCCGGGACCCCCCCAAUUCUCUUCCCUUUCCUUUUUCUUUCUCACUCCGCAAUCCCUCUUUCUCUAUGCUUUUCGGUGCUCGGUGCUCGGUGUUCGACUAAUAUUAUAUCGCACGCACGACGGUAUGAGAUUCUAGGAAAUUCAUUUUUUUUCCCUCACCAGAUAUCAUAGCGCUGUAUAUUCUUCAUGGAAAUGCAAAUUAGACGAGAGUGGGAAAUGGAAUCUUAAACGAACCGAU
Messenger RNA from Xylona heveae TC161, 1492 nucleotides. RefSeq lists its product as hypothetical. The record is from RefSeq and is a predicted model, not a curated record. The transcript is spliced from 4 exons. The coding region runs from base 250 to 1017 and encodes 255 amino acids. NCBI's taxonomy places the organism in Eukaryota, Fungi, Ascomycota, Xylonomycetes, Xylonales, Xylonaceae.